AUGACCAACGCUCAAACCCAAGUGGAAUCCGCUCAGCAAGACCAACCUUCGAUCCCCGCGAUCGCAGACAUUCUGCCCUCGUUCCGUCUCGACGGCCACGUCACAGUGGUCACAGGCGGCUCCGGCGGUCUCGCACACACUUUGACCCAGGCUCUACUGGCGCAGGGCUCGGAAGUGGCACUGCUGGACCUCAGCGUCGAAAGACUCGAGUACACGGCUCGCGAAAUGCAAGAGUUCUUGAAAGCCAACAAACUGCCCAAACUCACAAUCUCGACGUGGCCCUGCGAUAUCGGUGACGCCGCCAUCGUCGACGAAGUCGUGCGUGCCAUUCCGCUCAAACACAACGGCCUGGUCGCCGACAAGCUGGUGCACACCGCCGGCUACUGCCAAAACACGCCCGCCUUGGACUACGACGCGCGCCAGGCUGAACUGCUGGUCCGUGUCAACCUCAUGGGCUCCCUCUACGUGUGCCAGUCCAUGUCGCGUCUGCUGAUGCAGCGGUCGCAACGCCGUCGUUCCGUGUCGUCCGACUCCAGCGAGGCCGCAGAAGCGUGUCCCCAGCUGUCCAACGUCUCGUACGUGCUCAUCGGCUCCAUGUCCGGCUGCAUCGUCAACAACCCACAACCACAGGUCGCCUACAACAUGGCCAAGGCCGGUGUCAUCCACAUGGUCAAGUCGCUGGCGUGCGAAUGGGCCCGCUACGGUAUCCGUGUGAACUCCAUCUCGCCCGGCUACAUCGCCACUGCGCUCACCAAAAAGGUCAUUUCGGGAUCUCCCGAAGGUGCCGCGUUGCAGCAAGAAUGGACCUCGCGUGUGCCCAUGGGCCGUAUGGCCGACCCACGCGAAUUCGUCGGCGCCAUGUUGUAUCUGCUGAGCGCCUCGGCCUCCAGUUACACUACGGGUGAGAACCUCGUCAUCGACGGUGGGUACACUUGCUGGUAG
Molecule: messenger RNA, 942 nt
Organism: Lachancea meyersii CBS 8951
Lineage: Eukaryota; Fungi; Ascomycota; Saccharomycetes; Saccharomycetales; Saccharomycetaceae
Source: the annotation of a GenBank genome assembly